UCAGUGAAGGGCGUAUUCAUACAGUAUGUUGAGCCAAUCAUAUGCUCGGCCACAGCUCAUACUCGAUUGCCAUUGGCUCGUAGUUUUGUCACUCUUUGAAGGCAGAAAGAAGGCCACGCUUCAUUUGUCCAUGCUCCUCAAGAGGGGAGGGAAAUUUCAGUGAAUGAGAAAUAUGAGUCAAUGGAUGGCGUGAACAAGAACGAUUCGUUCACCUAAAAGAUUCGUUCAAAAAGAACGAUUCGUUCACGAACGUAACAUCACUACUCACCAUAUACAGUGACAUUUACCGGUAAUUUAAACCACCUUUUCAAUGUACCCAAAACACUAAAAUAACUUUGUCAAAAUAAGAACCAGCUUCUGGAAAUCAUACCAAUUCUUGAUUUGCUGAAACACUGUUUAUGCAGAUCCUUUAAAACCUUAAAAUCAAAUUGUCCAAUUUUCAGGCCUUAAAAUGUCUCUUUGAAUGUCAGGAAUGCAAUUUUUAUCUAUACCAAUAAUUAAUUGCAUUAUGAGGUUAGCGUUAUUCUUUUAAAGUAGUUUUAAAUGUUUACUAUAAUUAAUUUAUAAAAAAAAAUACCUGACAACAUAAGACGUACUAUAUAUUUUUCAGCUAAAUGUGACACUAACUGACUCCAUACUGCUGUCAAAGAAUUGGCAAUAUCAUCUUUCCUUGCAGAAGUGCAGUGAUGGAGUAGGCUAUGGGAUGUGGGACCAGGUAAGAGUGGACCAUGGGAAGGAGUUCUACCUUACACUUUACAUGCAGCAGAAAUUGGCUAGCCACAACACAGAGAGGCCACCAUAUAUGCAAACACCAUCAACAAAGAAUCACACUAUUGAAAGAAUAUGGCCUGAAAUCAACAAUAGAGUGAACUACCCUUUGAAAGUGGCAUUGGUCCAACUGGUGGAUCAGGAGGCAUUGGAUAUGGAGGACAGCAUGUCCAAAUUCUGUGUGUCAUCCUUGAAAUGCCAGUUGACACAGCUUGACCGGGUUGUGCAAGCGUGGAAUGCCCACAGGAUUCCAGGAAAGGGAAUCCCCAGUUAUUUGGCCAGAGAGGGAUGCCCAAAACGUGUGUCCACAGACCUUUUGCCAGAGUCAUCAGUGGCUGCAGACUGGUAUGAGCAAGAGGUGGGAUCAUUGACAAGAGUGUCACACUUUGGCACCAACCCCUUUCAGAGUGCACAGGACCAGGAAGCUGCAGAGAGGGAAUUUGCUUUGCAAUGGCCAGAUGUAAAUGUAAUGUUGAACAAUGCUGUCAACAAUCAGCCAGAACAUUUUAAGUCUGGACUUCAGGGCCUAAUUGAUUUGACCAGAAGACAUUGCCAGCGUUGACAGUGCUUAGUGACAUGCUUUAGCCUCAGUGUUCCCAGGACAUCAUCCAUUAGUGGCUUUCAAAAACCAGCACUGCUAGUGUUUAUGAUUUCUGUUUUUUAUAAUUGUUUUUGUUCUUAGAAAUAUUUUUUAGUUAAAGGAAAUUCUAAUAAAUGAAAAUUUAAAACGUUUACAUCCUCCAUUUGUAGACAAGCCCACUAAACUCCAUUUGUGAGGGUUGUAAUUAGUGAGUAAUAGUCGUGUUGUUUGGAAGGCCUUUUGCUGCUUUUGUAAUAAUACCUUAGUUAUUAUGUUCAGUUGUACAUGCUGUAAAUGUGAUGUGUUUUGUAUUUUAUGUAAAAAAAAAAAAAGUAAAAUAAUGGAAAAAAAUCACUGUGAUAAUGUAUAAUAUUAACAUAUACAUAUAAAGAUUGUUGCAGCUUAUUAAAACAACAAGAAAUCUGUACAAAACAUGUAGACCCUGCUACAACGCACUUUACAUGUUUGGAGGUUUAUGAUGUUUAGUAAAAUGAAAAUCCUCAGUAAGCGUUUUGAAAAGUAAACGCUUUAUUUUAAAAGGUCAUUUCCUGGCGGCUGGCGCUCUAAAACCUGCGUGAAGAAUUCAGAUUAGGCUACUGUUUGUUUGCGCCUAGGACGUGCCGCCUGUACGAUCCGUUCUGCGCAUGCGCAUAACUGCGUAAAUGACACAAUUUUACUGUACUACGCAUGCAUGAAACACACUGACCAAGCAUCACAACUGGCAGCAUAGUUUUGUAGGCUACACUUUUGUGUAGUUCACAAAGACUCCAGGUCACCAAUUGGAGAAAAGAAUACUAGACCCGCAAAUCUGUGAUCACGGUUUUGUAUCAUCCCCUUGGAUUAUAAACUGUACUCAUAGGUUAUUAAACUGUUUCCUCAGUUUUACAAAUCAUGCACACGGACUUAUAAACCGCACGAACGAGUUAAAAAUCCGCCCUUUCAUAUUUGUAAACCGCACCCUGAGUUUCAUAAACCGUGCGCACGGUUUAUCAAACUGUACUCACGGAUUUGAAGCCCCUCCCUCAUAUAAGAAAUCACUUGUUGCUCCCUUUACGAAGAUUAACAAUGGUUUUACUACAGUAAAAACCAAAAACCAUGGUUUUUACAUCUAUUUUAUUCAUUUUUUUAAAUAUAUAUACUCCGGUUGUCGCGCAUGCGUAGAACUGAUCAGGUAGGGUCGUAAAACACGUUGAGCUUCUGCGCAUGCGCAGAAUUGUGCGCACGUGCAGGCGGCAGAGACCACUGCUGAUUGACCAUCGCUGAUUUCCCACCUGCAACAUCUCCGUGAAUGCAAGAUGAAUUACC
Misgurnus anguillicaudatus (oriental weatherfish) is the source of this 2653-nucleotide messenger RNA. NCBI's taxonomy places the organism in Eukaryota, Metazoa, Chordata, Actinopteri, Cypriniformes, Cobitidae. The record is from RefSeq and is a predicted model, not a curated record.